GCUGUCAACUACUAAAUAAUCUCUUAAAACAGGUUGCAAAUGUAGCCUGAAAGAUGUUUGAUUUUAACAUUGUGCUUUUGGUCCAACUUCUAAAAAGGCACAGGCGUCGUGUUUUUACAUUUUGAGCAUAGGUGUGAUAAUUAAAUGAUAAUUUGAUAAUAAUUAAAGGGUGUGUAAAUAACUGACAAAGAUUUGGGAGAACUUAAAGUCAAAAAAUAAAAAGUGUGACUGGCACUAGGACCCGGUGGAGCCCUGCACGGUGAACCAGCGGCAGCACAGUCAAACUCCAAACUCUCAGCGGCCACUCUGACUCACUCGGCCGCUCGGAGGUUGACAGAGCUCGGCUGUGUCCGUGGCGAACACGCCUUGAGUUGUAACCGUCGCUUUUUGAAUGAAGCCAGAAAAGGAAUAACACCGGAAAUAACCCUCGUGUUUAAAACCUGAGUGGACAUGGACUCCAAACGACAAAGUGUGGCGAUGGAGCGACUUGUAAACGAGCUGGGCUCUCUGCUGAAGAUGCUGGACAUGGAGACAGUCAGCCCCGCUACCUCUGAGAAGAUGGCCUCCAUACGCAACAUCCUGGAGUCGCUGCAGCUGUCAGUCAAUGGAUCAGACGUCUACAUGAACAGCUGUCUCUACGGCAAUGGAACCAGUUUUGUGGAGUCUCUGUUUGAUGAUUUCGAUUGUGAUCUGCACAUGCUCAGUGCGUCUCCAGUGGAACAGAAAGAGCACAAAGAGGACAAAGAGGAAGAGGAGAAGAAUCAUCUGAAUAAAUCUACGCCCACGGACACGCCCCCUCCACUGCCAACCACCCCCCUCCCUGAUGACUACUACGAAGAGGCUGUUCCACUGGAUCCAGGAUCUACACCUCAGUAUUUUACCACCAACAUGAACACAUCCAGGAACUCAGUGGAGGACGCCUACUAUGAAGAUGCAGACAACAACUACCCCAUCACCCAGAUCAAUGGACCUCCUAAAAACUCAUACAAUGACUCUGAUGCUCUGAGCAGCUCCUAUGAGUCCUAUGAAGAAGAGGAUGAAGAGGCCAAAGGACGGGACCACAGAGAGGAGAGCUCAGAUGUGCCCAUGAGGGACUGUCGCAUCUGUGCCUUCCUGCUACGGAAGAAACGCUUUGGCCAGUGGGCCAAACAGCUAGUCGUCGUCCGAGACAACAAGCUGCAGUGCUUUAAGAGCAUCAAAGAGAGCUCUCCUCAAACAGAGCUCCCGCUGAGUCUCUGCAAUGUCAUCUACGUCCCGAAGGAAGGCCGGAAAAAGAGACACGAGUUACGCUUCUCGUUGCCCGGAGGCGAAGCUCUGGUCCUGGCGGUUCAGAGUAAAGAGCAGGCCCAGCGAUGGCUUAAGGUGGUGCAAGAUGUUGGCAGCCAGAGUAGCAACACUGAAGGACUGGAAGGGUCCACAUCUCCAAUUAUACAGAGGAAGCUGGAGCUGGACAAGGUGCUGCAGUGUGACCGUCAGGCGUCAGACUCAGACAGUGGACCAACAGCAGACACUCAGUCCACCGUGCAGCAGGGACCAGGACGGGACUCCACUGACUCACUGAGCCGGGGGAAACGAGGAGCCUUCUCAGAGCUGACGGGGUCGAUGAGCAGAGCAGCGGGGAAGAAAAUCAAUCGGAUCAUCACGUUCUCCAAAAAGAAACCUCCUCUACCAGGAGAGUCUACUUCUUCUGCUAGCCAUCAUGACAACCCGCGCUGUGGCUACCUCAGUGUGUGUCUGAGCGGCUCCUGGAAGGAGCGUUGGUGCGUGGUGCGAGGUGGAAGCCUGUACCUGCAGAAGGACCCCGCAGACCAGCGGCCUCCAGUCGCUGUGGUGCCACUGAAAGGAGCAGAGGUUGUGACGGGCGGACUCGGCCCUAAACAUCCGUUCUCCUUCUACAUCCUGCAGGGGGGCAACGAGCUGGCAUCUUUGGAGGCCAGCUGCUCAGAGGAUCUCGGCCGCUGGCUGGGUGUUUUGUUUGCAGAGACCGGCAGCACCACUCUCCCUGAAGAGCUGCACUACGACUACAUCGACGUGGACACGCUCACUGACAUCCGGCACGCAGCCAGACACUCCUUCCUAUGGGCCACUACCACUGCUGCUUCCUCCGGCGGGGCCUCAACAGACUCAAGGACUUAUGAUGAUGUCUAUGAAAGUGUUGCGGAGAGUGAAGCUGAGAGCAGAACUGGUCAGAUAAGACGUCACGCCUCGUUCUCCAGCAGGGACUCAGAAAAAACAGAACAACAGGCCGCCGUCAAAAGACACGCCUCCAAUGUGAAUCAUUACGCACGAUACGGGAAGACCCGGGCAGAAGAAGACGCCAGACGUUACCUGACACAGAAAGAGGAGCUGGAGAAACAGAAGGAACAACUCAGACAUGCUCUGAUCUCACUGCGCAGAGAGAAGAAGGAGGUGAAGGAGGAGAUGAAGAGCACGACAGGUCAUGGUGUGGAGCAGCGGUUAGCUAAGGUGGAGGCGCUGUGUAAACAGAAAGAGGAGGAGCGGGUGGAGCUGGAGCUUAGACUGACGGAGGUCAAAGAAAACCUGAAGAAGUCAUUGGCUAGAGGAGCUCUGGGUCCACCCACCGACACCAAGAUCAGCAUCAAGGCUCAGGGCAGCAAGGUUGAAAAGGUUUACAAUGAGACUCUGCCUGUGAAUGCAGCAUCAGAGCUUCGAAAACGCCCUCCAUCUAUGUAUGCCUCGUCUAAGGGGAACGUCAUGCAGAAAGCAAAGGAGUGGGAGUCGAAGAAGGGGACAUAGACUGAACAGGAUCAGAUCGAUGAAGGAAGGACUUGAGGAGCUGUGACUGGAGGAUGUGUUGAAGGAGAAACAGAUGAAGAUAACUGGCACUGGAAAGAAGAAGAGGAAGAAGAGGAAGAGGAGGGGAGCAAUCAGAAAGAAGGACAGACUUUAUCCCACUCUCUCCUCCUCUCUCUCACUUAAAGAAACAGAGGAAGUACAGGCAGCGUGGUGCUCACUUACACUGUACAUACGACAGACUGGACUGACGCAGCAGUGCAGUAUUGAUGUGUUUGACUUUGAACAUGUUGUACACGUGUUUGUGUGAAUUUGCAUGUGUGUUUACAUUUGCACAGGGCUGCAGAAAGUUACAAAAUGUGAUUAUGUCAUAGAAUUUAAAGCAAAGGGAGCGUUUGAUCAAUACUGUGAGUUACAUGUUACAGGUUAACUUCCCAAACUGCAUCACCUGAUUUCAUCCCCUCAUCCUGAAACAUUUGUAAACUUCAGUGAAAAAACAAGAACCAAAAAAAAAGUAUAAUUAAGUUAUCUAUAUUAGAAAGAGACGAUUAGUGUAUUUAAACCAGUGUGACUCUGCUCCUGGAACCAAUAAGUGGAUGUUUAUUAUCUCAAUGUGAAACAUGGUUUUAAACUAUUAUAAGUAUAUUUCUAUUUUUUGCUAUUUGCACUUUAACUUGUUGUAUUUUGUACUUCUAUAUAAAAGUCUUGGAAAUAGGCCAAAGCACCAAAAACUGUCUGAAUCAUGUGAGGAUGGACGCCCGUCUGCUCUCCCUGUUCUGCACAGACUCACACAUGUAGGAGGGAACUAAAGACUCUGUAGAGUGGACUCUGUCUCCUGGUGUGUUUCUUUUAGUGUCAACAUUUUUAAUAUCCCCACUCAUGGAAGAGUUUUUGCUGCAGGGUAACUUUUCCUCAAGGAUGAAAACUCUGGAAUACUAGCGCCAUCUUGUGGUGUGUGGCGGGUUUCUAGAGCUCUGCUAUGAUCAUGCAGAUAGUUUGAAUGUUUGGGUGCAGCACUCCUUUAAUUUCCUGUCAGUGCAUUUUAUUGCAGGAGACAGAGCAACACACCUAAAACUCAAGAGAGUGCAAGCUGACAUUUUAAGUCAUACUUCUCCAAGGUAGAAGUGUGUCCACAUAUUUCAUACUGAACCUCAUACAGGCACAAAAUAAGAGAGGUUGUUUUUCUCUGUAUGCAUUCAAAUCAAAGAAAGUAUAUUGAUGAUCAUUUCUGAUGUACCCAGCACACAACAAGUUAAUAUUUGAUUUUAUUUACCCAGGAUCAAAGACAAAGUCUCUCUCUCUCUCUCUCUUGAAAAACAGAAGAAAAAAAGAGUCUCACUUACGAUGCAAAGCAUUAAAAAGUUACACUUUAUUAUUAUUUCUUAACAAACAAAAACGUCAUUAACUUUAUUCAUAGUGAAGUGGCACACACAUCUCAGAAACCAGAGUUUAUACAGUCAUGGAAAAAACCUGAAAAAGUCAUGAUAUCUGAAAAUAACCCAGAAACUUUGGAUCAAAAACACCUGUAUGAGUAAAUCUGUGAACAUCGUACCGGUGUCAGUGUUACUUCAAUAAAUGUUUAUUUUGUAUGCAACCA
This is a messenger RNA of Notolabrus celidotus (New Zealand spotty), 4351 nucleotides long. Its product is annotated as actin filament-associated protein 1-like 1. Gene Ontology annotation, cellular component: cytosol. The coding region runs from base 451 to 2757 and encodes 768 amino acids. Gene Ontology annotation, molecular function: SH3 domain binding. The transcript is spliced from 19 exons. The record is from RefSeq and is a predicted model, not a curated record. NCBI's taxonomy places the organism in Eukaryota, Metazoa, Chordata, Actinopteri, Labriformes, Labridae.